This is a messenger RNA of Etheostoma spectabile (orangethroat darter), 1550 nucleotides long. RefSeq names its product vasoactive intestinal polypeptide receptor 2-like. The record is from RefSeq and is a predicted model, not a curated record. Gene Ontology annotation, biological process: adenylate cyclase-modulating G protein-coupled receptor signaling pathway; cell surface receptor signaling pathway. Lineage: Eukaryota; Metazoa; Chordata; Actinopteri; Perciformes; Percidae. Gene Ontology annotation, molecular function: vasoactive intestinal polypeptide receptor activity; G protein-coupled peptide receptor activity; peptide hormone binding. Gene Ontology annotation, cellular component: plasma membrane.
CUCUGCACAUUCAUCCAGCCCAGCGGAGGACACAGACCGGCUCCGGCUUCUUCUCGGGGUUUUCCUCCUCUUCCAUGGAAUUGAAAGAACAUCCAGACCCCCCUAGCGGGACGAAAGAGCCCAAAGUGGAGUUUACAUGAAGUCCGGACCCCGGUUUGUAUUUCUUAGCUGGGUUUCCCGUGUGAAAGGACCUGUGACCCGGGGCUCUACCUGAGGAGGAACGAUGAGAAGUUUUCUCUUCUUCACCUUGUGUUUCUCGACCUGUCCGCUCACGGUUGACGGACGGCAUCCAACCUGCAACUUCCUGUUGGAGGUGGAGCGAGACCAGGCGGAGUGUCUGAGGCGGCUGAGGGAGGAGGACGCUGCCGGCAACUAUAAAGAUGGGGGAAAAAAAGGAUCUUGGGGAAAACAUAGCAUGUGGAAGCAAACCGCGAUCGGAGAGACCGUCACCCUCCCCUGUUCCCCAGUCCUCGGACGGGUUCGGCGAAAUGGUAACAUCAGCAGGAACUGCACGUCGGCGGGAUGGUCGGACGUGUUCCCAAACAUCACCAGCGUGUGUGGGUCGGACACCAGCCAGGACAAGCUGGUCUUCUACGUGGUCGUGCAGACGCUGUACACUCUGGGUCACAGUCUGUCUUUGAUCGCCCUCACCACAGGGAGCGCCAUCCUCUGUCUGUUCCGGAAGCUCCACUGCACCAGGAACUACAUCCACCUCAACCUCUUCUUCUCCUUCAUCCUGAGAGCCGUGGCCGUGCUGGUGAAAGACGACGUUCUCUUCAACCGGACCUCGCAGUGCUCCAACCAGCCGUCAGUGGUGGGGUGUAAGGCCAGCCUGGUGUUUUUCCAGUACUUCAUCAUGGCCAACUUCUUCUGGCUGCUGGUGGAGGGCCUGUACCUCCACACGCUGCUGGUCGUCAUCUUCUCCGAGAACAGACACUUUAUCGUCUACAUGUUCAUCGGCUGGGGCAUCCCCACGGUAUUCGUCUCUGCGUGGGUGAUGACCAGGAUUUAUCUGGAGGACACGGGAUGCUGGGAGAGAAAUGACAACCCCACACCCAACUGGGUGAUCAACGGACCAAUCGUAUUCUCCAUCAUGGUGAACUUUAUCCUCUUCAUCAGCAUCAUUCGCAUCUUGAUUCAGAAGCUGAGGUGUCCUGAUGUGGGUGGCAACGACCAAUCACAAUACAGGAGGUUGGCCAAGUCCACUCUCCUGCUGAUCCCCCUGUUUGGGAUCCACUACGUGGUCUUCGUUUCUCUCAGUGAAUCCAUCGCAGAGGAUUAUAAGAUAUUCUUUGACCUGGCCCUCGGAUCCUUUCAGGGUCUGGUGGUGGCCAUUCUCUACUGUUUUCUAAACAGUGAGGUUCAAGGCGAGCUGAAGAGAAAGUGGCGGAGCGUGUGUCUGAACUGUCGUCUGAGCAGAGAUCACCACUUCCACAGCACCUUUGCCUCCAGGAACUGUUCAGAGCACAUGGGACAGUUUCACCGCGACUCCCGGACCCAGUCCAUCCUGCAGUCCGAGACCACCGUGCUCUGAGGACCUGAGGGAUCCU